GUCGCUGUCUGGCCGCGGGUCCUGUGGCGCUCUGUCGCGAUUUGUCGCGCCCUGUCGCGCUCUGUCGCGUCAGGCCCGCGCCUCCAGGCCCGCCCAUGGAGGCCGCGCCGCGGUUGAUGCCCGGGGUGGGCCUGCCGGGGUCUCUUCCGCCAGCACCUCCCCCCGCUGCUGCCACCAGCGGGGACCCGCCACCCUCAGGGCCACCCUCGGGGCCACCAGCGGGGCCACCGCAGCACGACACCGGCGAUGUCCUGCAGCAGAUCAUGGCCAUCACCGACCAGAGCUUGGAUGAGGCCCAGGCCAGGAAACACGCCCUGAACUGCCACAGGAUGAAGCCGGCACUGUUCAGUGUCCUCUGUGAAAUCAAGGAAAAAACAGCCCUCAGCGUGCGCAGCCCUCCCGACAACGACCCUCCGGACGCGCAGCUGCUGCGCCUGGACAACAUGCUGCUGGCCGAGGGCGUGGCCGGCCCCGACCGCGCCGCCAGGCUCCGCCACAAAUCCGGGAAACUUCCGGAAAACCCCGCGGAAAUUUCCGGGAAAAUGGCAGAAAUUUCCGGGAAAAUGGCGGAAACUUCCGGCAAAAUGGCGGAAACUUCCGGGAAAAUGGUGGAAAAUUCUGGAAAAAUCGGGGGGUGUCCCCACGAUCACGGGAUCGAGCACUCGGAUUACCGAGCCAAGCUGGCGCAGAUCCGGCAGAUUUUCCACUCGGAGCUGGAGAAGUAUGACCAGGCGUGCAGCGAGUUCACCACGCACGUGCUGAACCUGCUGCGGGAGCAGAGCCGCACGCGGCCGAUCGCGCCCAAGGAGAUCGAGCGCAUGGUGGGCGUCAUCCACGGCAAGUUCAGCUCCAUCCAGGUGCAGCUCAAGCAGAGCACCUGCGAGGCCGUCAUGAUCCUCAGGUCCAGGUUCCUCGAUGCCAGGCGGAAACGGCGCAAUUUCAGCAAGCAGGCCACCGAGGUGCUGAAUGAAUAUUUUUAUUCCCACCUGAGCAACCCCUACCCCAGCGAAGAGGCCAAAGAGGAGCUCGCCAAGAAAGGCGGCAUCACCGUGUCCCAGGUUUCCAACUGGUUUGGGAACAAGCGGAUCCGCUACAAGAAGAACAUGGGCAAGUUCCAGGAGGAGGCGAACAUCUACGCCGCCAGGAGCGCCGCCGACGCCGCGGCCCACCGCGGGAAAUCAGCACGGCUCCGCCCCGGCACGCCCACUUCCGUUUCCUCUGGGUCUUUUAAGAUGACGAAUUCAGGGGAUUCCUUCCUCAACCUGCAGUCCUUGACUUCCUACCAGAGCCCUCCCAACGUUCAGAUGGAUUCCCUGCACCACGUCCUGCACCCCCUUGUGGGGAACCCUUUGUACUCCACGCAGCGCCUCGAUGCCAAUGGCAGCUGGCAGGACGCCGCCACCCCCUCAUCCAUCACCUCCCCCGCCGGAGACCCGGGCAGCGUCAACUCCGACGCCUCCAAUUAAAGAUGUUUUGAGAGGAGAGAGGUCAAUUAUCAUUAAUUAAUCAAUUAUUGACUCACAGUUAAUUAAUUACCUCAGAAGAAGCCAAUAGAUUGUGAUGGCAGCGACACCUCUACCUCUCAUCGCCCCGCCGGGACCUGAAAUUAUUUAUAAUAAACUUCAUUUCGCCUCAGCAAAUUCCGUUUUUUUAAGGGAAAAACCCCACGGAUUUUACACUAAAAACCUGAAGAAGAAAAGGAAAAGUCUUGGCAUUUAUCUCCAGUUUUACAGCGGAAGAAAAUGGAUUUAUUUUCGUUUCUGUCUGGUUUUUUACGCUGGGAUUUCUGUUCUAGGUGAAUAGUUCCAGUUAAAAAUCCCCAAUACUGUAAUGGUUUGUUCUCUGUAUUGUAAUUUUGUAUAGGGAAUUCAGCUCUUUCUUAACUAAUUUAGUUAAUUAACGGGAAUGUUGCUUUACCAAACUUCUCGCUGGGCGCCGCUCGCAGGUCGGACCUUGCACUGGUGUCAUUCCAAGGGAUUUCGCAUCGGAAAAUUCCACAGCUUUGCUUUUUCUGAUGAAAAAGUGAAAAAAAAAAUCUAAAAGGUAAACCCCAAAUUUUCCACAGAACCGCCAAAACGCCGAAUUUCCCCAUGGGGAUUUGUGCCAUUCUGCUCACAGAGUCCGCCCCUUUCAGUUGAGAUUUUAUCAAAGAAAAUAAACUUCCAAAGCCUU
Messenger RNA from Catharus ustulatus (Swainson's thrush), 2172 nucleotides. RefSeq names its product pre-B-cell leukemia transcription factor 4-like. The coding region runs from base 96 to 1466 and encodes 456 amino acids. The record is from RefSeq and is a predicted model, not a curated record. Gene Ontology annotation, biological process: neuron development; eye development; brain development. Gene Ontology annotation, molecular function: DNA-binding transcription factor activity, RNA polymerase II-specific; RNA polymerase II cis-regulatory region sequence-specific DNA binding. Gene Ontology annotation, cellular component: nucleus. NCBI's taxonomy places the organism in Eukaryota, Metazoa, Chordata, Aves, Passeriformes, Turdidae. The transcript is spliced from 10 exons.